AUGUCUUCUCUUCAGUCUCCACCUAAUAAAGUUCAGAAGAUUGAUCACAAUGGAAUUCAUGGUGAUGGUGAUGAUGAUGAUGAUGACUCUGCAUACUUCAACUCAUUCCCACCAGGUUUCAGGUUCUGCCCAACGAAUGAUGAACUUAUCAUUCACUACCUGAAGAAGAGAAUCAUGAAUCAGCCAUUACCCAUUAACCGAAUCCGAGAGGUUGAGCUCUACAAACAUAGCCCUGAUGAUCUUGCUGAGAAGUACCAAUCAUACAAAGAGGAAGAAUGGUAUUUUCUUACGCCUAGAGAUCGGAAGUAUAAACAAGGAAGUCGACCAAAUCGAGCAGCAGGAAAUGGCUAUUGGAAAGCCACUACAAAAGAUAUACCAAUUCAGAGCAAUGGCGAAGUUGUUGGCUGCAAGAAGUCAUUAGUAUUCUGCGUAGGAAAGGCUCCUAAGGGUGACAAGUCUAAUUGGAUCAUGCAUGAAUUUCGAGUGAUAGAAAGUGCUACUUAUCCAACUAACAGAGGACCAAAUGAUAUGAAGUUGGAUGAUUGGGUCUUAUGUAGGAUUUACAAGAAACAAGAUAAAUCAACAGGAGGAGAUCCUAAUACAGAAAUUCAAGUGGAGGAUGUAGAUACAUGGAUGGGAGAUGGUGAUUAUUCUGAAGUCAUUGAUGAAGACUUUGGGCUUACAAAUAAUGAUCCUAACAAUUCCAUCAACCCAUCUGGUUCAAAUUAGACCGAGUCAGGGCACAGGUGUAACAUUCCCCCCACCUUACAAGAAUUUCGUCCUCAAAAUUGAACAUACCUAGCAAAUCAAAUAAUUCAAGGUACUGCUUCAUCAUCUCGUCUUCCCCCUGCCAAGAUGCUUCCUGCUCAGGGUGGUUCAUCCAUUUCACCUUGACGAAGGAAACAGUGCGGUUGCGGAGAACAUGCUCUUUUUGGUCAACAAUCUUUUUGGAUACUUCACGUAGGCAAAAUCCUCGUCCAACUCACGGGGUAUUUAAGUCAAGGCGUGAGUGGGGUCCAAAUCUAGUCAUUCUCUUCAAUAUAAUCUUCAUCCAUUACCAGAAUCCUAUAAUAUGUUUACUGGUAAUUAUCCUUAUAAUUCCAACAUCAGCUUUGAUUUUGGGGAUCCUAAUAAUUCAGUUGAUGAUUAUUGGGGUUUUAAACAAGAGAAUUCCUAUAUGUUACAUCAAUAUGACUAUUUGGAUCCCCUCAACUUUCUUCCUACACCACUACAAAUGUCACCAAUAAUUCUCCAUAGCCAACGUCACCAAUAAUCCUACUGAUGAGUUUCCAAAUACCACUAUGAAUAUCACCAAUAAGGAGAGAAAAGUCUAAAUGACUUACCCAGAAGAAUUCUGAUAAUUCAUGUCUGCUAAUGGUGAUUGAUUUGAU
Macadamia integrifolia is the source of this 1391-nucleotide messenger RNA. Its product is annotated as NAC transcription factor NAM-B2-like. Gene Ontology annotation, biological process: regulation of DNA-templated transcription. Gene Ontology annotation, molecular function: DNA binding. The record is from RefSeq and is a predicted model, not a curated record. Bases 1 to 729 code for a protein of 242 amino acids. NCBI's taxonomy places the organism in Eukaryota, Viridiplantae, Streptophyta, Magnoliopsida, Proteales, Proteaceae. The transcript has 3 exons.